AUGAAGUGCUCGACGUCAUCUUUGUCAUCCCUUCUCACACAGACAAGGGUUGUUGGACAGCGCGUCGAUGAUGGAUCUGGAUCACUAGGCACUAUUCGUUAUGUAGGUCCAGUAGCGACAGCAAAGGACGCGUCUACGCUAUAUUACGGCAUUGAAUGGGACGUUUGGGGUCGAGGGUUAAACGACGGGAGCGUGAUAAUGCCGACUGGAGAACGUGUAGUGUACUUUACAGGUCCUUCUGGUCGUAGAAUGACGGAAAAUGACGCUCAAGUGAGCUACAAAUGCUCCUUUAUGAAGGCUACUACUUUUGACAAAACGUCAAUUCAGAGCUCUCUACUGCAAAAAUUGCACGAGAAAUAUUACCAUGAAGAAAAGGAAGAUUCUAGAGCUUAUUCUACUGAUGUAGUAGUGGCAGGAGAAGUCGGGACAACUUUAGGCAGUGGAAAACCUAUUGAGUUUAUUGGAGUCAAGAAACUCCGUACCCAGCAAACUUUGGAAAACCUUGAGAAAAUUUCGUUGUCAGGAUGUCAAAUCACUGAGCUUGGAUCAGUAGAAGGAGGAAAAAGUCUCAGGACUCUCGCUCCAAAAUUGACGGAAUUGGAUUUGUCGAGAAAUCUGUUUAGUACGUGGGGUGAUAUUCUCGCUGUUCUCCGUGAGCUACCAUUACUGGAGACGCUAAUUCUCAGCGGAAACAGGUUUGCAUUGGACGAGCAGAGUGAUAAUCAAGAUGGGGACGAAGAUUUUGGAAACCUCAAGGUGCUCGUGUUGAAUCAGACAUUGCUGCGCUGGGACCAAGUGGGAAAGCUGGUGACACGCCAUUUCUCCAAGCUCGAGCAGUUGCAUUUGGUGGGCAAUGAAUAUGUAGAUGACCAGCUGAGUGUGUUUCAGUCAAAUGGAGGUUGGGUUGAGACGCUUGCAGUCCUCGAUCUGAGCCUAAACCACUUCGUCUCCUGGAAAACAUUAUUGCGAACUGUUGGAAAAAUGUUCAAGAACUUGAACCAGCUCGUUUUGAAUGGAAAUCGCAUUGUUACGCUCGUUGUUGAGAAUGAUAGGCCUGUCACAGAAUUCCAGAAACUAACGACGCUAUCGCUGAGCGAGAAUCUCGUGGACUCGUGGACCUCUAUCGACGAACUCAAUGCUUUUCCGCUGUUGGCCACGCUUCGUUUUUCAAACAAUCCGCUGACGACGCAGAUGAGCCUGGGUGAGGUCCGUAUGCUGGUUAUUGCACGUACAGACCAUAUUUCUGUAUUCAACGCAAGUCCUGUUCGCGAAAAAGAGCGCACGGAAGCGGAACAAUUAUAUUUAAAACGAGUUCUGCACAAAUUGGCUAUCAUCGGCGAAGAUGAAAACGAGCGCAAACGUGUGCUAGUAGCACAUCCGCGUUACAUGCGUCUGCGCGAGCUGUAUCCUGAAAUUUCAAUUGACCAAGUUGGCAGCACGACUGGCAGCGGAUCAACUGUUGGUCCACGCAAGCUGGCAUCAAGUUUAAUUAAAGUUAGCAUCAUUCCCAUGUCAAUGCAAGCUACGUCACUCAAGCCUUUGGUCAAGAAGAUUCCUCAACAGAUGAAGGUAUCGCAGCUGAAGCUACUUAUUGAGACCAAGUUUGGCGUUAAAGUACCUGAUCAGGUGCUGUCCUUCCGUGCCGAUUCCAGGAGUAUACCGGUGCUGCUAGACGAUGACAGCGCUGAUGUUAGCUACUACGGGAUGCAGGACGGGUCUGAGUUGCUAGUCAAUGACAACGAGUGA
Molecule: messenger RNA, 1746 nt
Organism: Peronospora farinosa
Lineage: Eukaryota; Oomycota; Peronosporomycetes; Peronosporales; Peronosporaceae
Source: the annotation of a GenBank genome assembly